Messenger RNA from Culex pipiens pallens (northern house mosquito), 4328 nucleotides. RefSeq names its product septin-7 (gene pnut). Gene Ontology annotation, biological process: cilium assembly; cytoskeleton-dependent cytokinesis. The coding region runs from base 376 to 2523 and encodes 715 amino acids. NCBI's taxonomy places the organism in Eukaryota, Metazoa, Arthropoda, Insecta, Diptera, Culicidae. Gene Ontology annotation, cellular component: cell division site; septin complex; septin ring. The record is from RefSeq and is a predicted model, not a curated record. The transcript has 11 exons. Gene Ontology annotation, molecular function: molecular adaptor activity; GTP binding; GTPase activity.
UUUUCAUUCAGUCUGGUUGUGACAAACACUGGAAGCGGUGCUACCCCCUGCUCGUCUGUGUGUAUUUACGAGGCGUCGCGUCGCGCGUGUGUGUCGUCUCUCUCUCCCUCUCUGGCUGUUCUCUUCUCUCCCGUUUGAAACCGCCGCUCCUCGUCCACUGCUGCUGGGCUGGAGAAGAGUGAGGAAGAAAAAAGGAAAGAAAGAAAAAGGAGGAAGAACUCCGUCGUCGAAUCGGGAGUCCGGCUGAAGAAGUGUGACCGUUUUUCGGCAGUUUUCGCGAAUUUUUGUUACAAAAACCAGAGAGGCGUCCGGAUUGCCCGGAUAGAUUACCACGUGUGCUGAGGUUGUGAUUGUUUUACCGAAGAUUAUGAAAAUAUGAGUGCAUCGACGCCAACGCAACCAGCUGGGCCGCCGGUACCGCCGGUGAAACCGAUUCUGUCCUCCCCGGGCGCUUACAUGGCCAAUUUUCAACCGUCGAACCCACUCGGUGGUGGUGGUUCGGGUCCAGUGUCGGGAACUCCGACCCCGGGCGGUGGUGUGGUCGCACCCAUUACGGCCGGAAUUCACAGUAGCAACAAAACGCACGAAAAGCCCACGAUAGCGGCCCGGCCAAUUCCACCUCCAACGCUGCCAAAAUACUCGUCCUCGUUCAACAAGAUCGACCGCGACCGGAACGAGUUCACCAAGCUCGACAAGGCGGAACGGGAAAAGCUCCAGUCAAAGCGUGAAAUGUUUUUCAAAUCCGAAAGCAACAGCCCGUCGGGACCGCCCCCGAAUCCACCGGUGUUGGGCAAUCUCAACCUGGCAAACAACAACGUUGUGAAUAACAGCGCAUCGCACCUAAACAAUGCCAAUUCCACCAGCGACAAGCAUUCAAUUAACUCGCAUACUAACAGCAGCGGCGGCGGCGGCGGUGGCCUGCCUUCUAACAACUCGGUCUCUAACAUGAACAACACCAACAACAACAACCACAACAACAAUAGUAUCAAUCACAGCAGCAGCGCCACCAGCAACGGAACGAACGGCGGCGGCGUCAACGGGUUGGCCAACAGUUUGAACAGCAUUUCGUUGAAGGAGAAGCGGGAUGCGAUUUUGAACGCGAACCACCAUGGGGAUGGGCUGCUGAUUCAGAACAAUGGGCACCACGACUCGAACAAGAUCCUGAACGAGCGACACGAGAAGGAGAAGCCGGUGGUGAAGUCGAAGCCGAAGGAGCUGGACGGGUACGUUGGGUUCGCGAAUCUGCCGAAUCAGGUGUACCGGAAGGCGGUGAAGAAGGGCUUCGAGUUUACGCUGAUGGUGGUGGGCGAGUCCGGGCUCGGCAAGUCUACGCUGAUCAAUUCGAUGUUCUUGUCGGAGGUGUACCACGCCGAGCAGCAUCCGGGCCCGUCCAAGCGGGUCAAGAAGACGGUCGCGGUCGAGAGCACAAAAGUAUUACUGAAGGAGAACGGGGUGAACCUGAUGCUGACGGUGGUGGACACGCCCGGGUUCGGCGAUGCCGUCGACAACAGCAACUGCUGGAUCCCGGUGGUGGACUUUGUCGAGAGCAAGUACGAGGAGUAUCUGACGGCGGAGUCGCGCGUCCACCGGACGGCCAUUCCGGACACGCGCGUGCACGUGUGUCUGUACUUUAUCGCCCCGUCCGGCCACGGACUGAAACCGCUGGACAUUGAGUUCAUGCAGCGGCUGUGCGAUAAGGUCAACAUCAUUCCGGUCAUUGCCAAAGCGGACACGCUCACGCCCGAGGAGAUUACGGCGUUCAAGAAGCAGAUUCUCAACGAGAUCGCCCAGCACAAGAUCAAGAUCUACGACUUCCCGGAACCGCUGGAGGAGGAGGAGGACGCCAAGACGCUCCGGCAGCUGAGAAGUCGCGUUCCGUUCGCCGUGGUCGGUGCUAAUGCAAUCAUCGAGAUUGACGGACGCAAAGUGCGUGGCCGUCGGUAUCCGUGGGGUGUAGCCGAAGUUGAAAACCUAGAUCACUGUGAUUUCAUUGCACUCCGAAAUAUGGUUAUCCGGACACAUUUGCAGGACCUGAAGGAUGUGACCAACAACGUGCACUACGAAAAUUACCGCUGUCGAAAGCUGGCCGGUCUCGGCAACGACGGAAAGACCAAAAUGAGCAACAACUUAUGCAAUAUUGGAACGAUUAAUGCAAACUCAUUUGGUACUGGAUGGAACCCGCUGGCCCAGAUGGAGGAGGAAAAGCGCGAGCACGAGUCCAAGAUGAAGAAGAUGGAGGCGGAGAUGGAGCAGGUGUUCGAGAUGAAGGUCAAGGAGAAGAAGCAGAAGCUCAAGGACUCGGAGGCCGAGCUGACGCGGAGGCACGAGGAGCGGAAAAAGGCACUGGAGCUGCAAAUCCGCGAGCUGGAGGACCGCCGGAAGGCGUUCGAGAUGGAGAAGGGCGAGUGGGAACAGUCGAACGGCGUCACGCUGGAGGAUCUCCGACGCAAAAGCCUCGAGGCAAACAGCAAAGAAACCGUGGACGGUAAAGACAAAGGUAAGAAGAAAAAGGGUCUAUUUUAAGGAGCGUGCGCACGCGCUCGUGAGAACAAUCAGAACACAGAACAACGUUGUUGUUGCGUGAUGACCCUUAAAAAUUCCUACACAACAACAACUACUACUACCGAUGCUGCAGCUGCAGACGUCCCAGACGACCUCUUCUUCUACUUCUUCUUCCGCGUCGUAAAGUUGUACACAAACACACACACAGACACAAAGACAACACAAAAAUCUAUCCAUUGCUACGCAACGCUAUUGUUCUGUCUGUCGCUGCUCUUACUACUACAUUCAAAGAAAUCGCUUCGGUUUUUUAUACUAGUAUAAAAGAAACAGUUUUAAGCGUGCGUGUAUUGGUGACAUUGCAAGCGAUAGAGACAAACACAUACACGAACACACACACUCACACAGCGAUUUGCGUUCAGGAGAACAAUCGACAAAGACGAUAAAAGGUUUACUGGAGAAUUUCACAGUAUAUAACUAAAAAUAUAAAUAGGACAGAGAGGUAUAUAGUAAUAGUUUGUAGGCUAAACAAGAGUAAACAUAACAACAACAACAGUAGAUAUGUAAUUCCAUAGUGUAUUAGAAUUUAUCGUUUUAAGGCGCCGCGCAGCAGAAUUUUCUCUCUCGCUUUCACUCGAGAAACAAUGCGUAGUGAAAGAGUGCAUAGUUUUUGCUUUCAAUUGUGUUCCGAAAAAAUAAUAUUAUGUGUAAGAAAGAUUUUCUUCGUGUACCGCGAUGAAUUUGUAACGAUUUUAUUUACAUUGGCGAAAUAAAAAAAACGGAAAUGGUUUUAUGGCAACACUGCUAAACGCACAGCUUACUUUGUUCACGAAAAUUCGCAUGUCAACGUAAAAUUACACGGAACACUUGCAAUUUAUUACGAGCGCAAUCGAACCAUAUAGAAAACGGAAUAAAUGCUAAAAUGAUACGAAAAGAAAAAAAACAUCAAGCAAAAAUGUAAUUGUUAAAAGGAUAUGCCAUAUAUAUAUUUAGAGUAUGUAUAUUUAUUAAAUUAUUUUAUUUUUUAAAAAGUUUAUUUUUAUAAAAUAAAGUUUUUUAAAACUUUUUUAUACACCCAAAAAAGAGAAUACACUCACGCAAAAAUAGCCACACAAACCGACACCUGACAGCGAUGCAAUUUUUUCGCGGCGUGCGCAGCAAAAAUAAUUGAUUUUUUUAAAUUAUAAAACAAAAAAAUAGUGACACUUCACAGACAAACGUCUGUGUUUGUGUCACCGAACAAAAAGAGGUUUUGAAAAAUCGCAGCUACAGUAGUUUUGCAUAAGCUUGCACAGAGUAAAUUUAGACACGCAUAACACCACAGUUAAAAAGUUGUAGGGCGACGAGUUUUAAAUUUGAAGAUGGAAAACUAAAUGUUUUAAAUGUAAUUUUACCUUAAUUUAUAAAACAUAAAAUUACACAAUAAAGAUGUUUUUUUUUUUCUUUGACUAAGCAAAAUUACAUUAUGGAGUUGAAAUAUUCGUCUUUUUCCAUGUAAUGUUAUUUGUUUUACAUUAUUUUAGGUAUAAUUACAUUAAAACAAUGUAAAUUUACAUUAUCAAGUUUUCAACUCGCAGUUUUACUUUUUUUUGACUGUGCAGAAAUCAGAACAGGUUCAAAUCACACAAACACUUCAGAGUUUCGCAGCAGUACAGUUUUAAGGCAGGUCAGAAUUGCAAUUUUAUCAUCGAUUUCAAUAGAGUGCAAGUGCACACAUAAUAGACGUAGAUGACGACAGAGUUUAGUCAAAACUUUUAACGAAUCGUAGCCGAGAUGAACUAUAUACAUUGCAUCAGGAAUAUGUAACGGAAUCGUGAAGCAAUUUGUGA